AUGCAGGCAUGCAAGGGUCAAACGAGGGUUUUAUCUCUCUUCAAAGGGAUAAAAGUCAAGUCUCCGCCGGCUGGGUCUCUUGCUGACGUCACGGAAAAUGCGACAGAGGGCACUGGGCCACAGGGCUCUUAUUGCUUCUUUGGGGCCUUACACACACUGCUAGCGGUGGCGGCACUGCCGGCGGGUAUUUGUCGCUGGCACCUGCCGCAGGUGGCUGCAGAGCAUGAAGCA
Molecule: messenger RNA, 231 nt
Organism: Iphiclides podalirius (scarce swallowtail)
Lineage: Eukaryota; Metazoa; Arthropoda; Insecta; Lepidoptera; Papilionidae
Source: the annotation of a GenBank genome assembly